Messenger RNA from Linum trigynum, 1898 nucleotides. NCBI's taxonomy places the organism in Eukaryota, Viridiplantae, Streptophyta, Magnoliopsida, Malpighiales, Linaceae. The record is from the annotation of a GenBank genome assembly.
CCAGAAAUUCGUUUAAAAAAACCCGGGGAAUGUACGGGGAAAAACUUCAAAAUGUCCCUUUUAUUUUGCCUUAUUUGUUUUCUUAUAAAUUAUAUUAUUUAUUGGUUCAUGGUGAAGCACCCACAGUCCACAAGUAGGAGAUAAGGUUGUACAUGGGUCGGGUGGUUCAAUUUUAGUCAUUUUAAUCACCUGAUUCAUAUACUAUGGUUUUGGACAUACUAAAUCCAAACCCCACUCGAAAAAAAUAAGGAUAUUACGAUUUGCUUAUAGUUGGGUUGGAUUGAUGACACUUUUAAGUAAAAACCCAACCAAACACAAAAAACACAAAUAUUUUACAAAGGCAAAAUAUAACAAACUAAAAUUUCAAACAAAUAAACCAAGGUGAAAAGUAUCAAAAUGCGUAGAUGUUAUUUGGAUUUUAAAAAAUGCAAUUUGCUUUGUCAUAUGCCUAGUUUUUUCACAUAGUAUGUCAUUCUUCUAAAAUUGGAACAAAAAUAUUAUGUGAAGUAUAGCCUAUAUUAUGACACGUCUAAAUUUCAAGUCGAAAAAUACAUUAGGUUAGAAAGACCACAAGAAAAAAAAUAUGACAAAAUAUCUUAAUGUUCUCACAAACAUGCAAGCAUAUACGACACAAAUAUAUUAUUGGAAAUGAACACUUAUGAUCAUGGUUGUCAUGUCGGUUGCAUGGCGACCAGUUGAACUAGGUUCAACCUAGGGGUGGAUAUCAGUCAAUUUUGGUCUAACCGAAAACCGAAACCUCGAUUAUCGGUUAGCCGAAACACGCCCAAAUUUCCUCCGAAAACCGACCGAAGGAGACGUCUAGUUAUCCUGCCAACCGACCAAGCGGUAUUCGGUUUUGGUUCGCUUAUUCGCGAAACCAAAAAAUGAUGGCGUUGUUAGCGAUCGACAUGGUUGUGACGAGUGGCGACGAAGGCGGAGCAUGCUCUGUCUUUGCCGAUCUGCCCUGUCUGCCGAUGUUGGAGCCUCGUAGCUGCUCGACGCCUCGACGUGACGUGGCAAAGGAAGGAAGGUUACAGGAUGGUGACGAACUGCGAAGAAAGAAGGCGACGAGACAAGGAAGUAAGGCGAUUGGUUCUUCUGUCUCUAUUCGAUUGGGGAAGAGGAAGGAAAGCGACUGGACAACGAAGAAGCGCGGGGGAGUGGCGUGGUCGCAGGGAGACAGCGAGGUCAUAGGGUCAGCGAGGUCACACAGUGGCGGCGACGUCGUGGGGGCCCGCGAAGUCGCAGAGGAGGUGACGAUCACGGAGGAGUGGUGUGGUCGCGGGAGGGGAGGUUGCGCAUGUCGAGUUGGGGCCUAGGGUUGAAGGCGAGGUCGACGGAGGCCGGACGCGUUACCGACGACAUUGGGCAGCAGGGGAAGCGAUUGCGAAGCGGGAGAAUCGAUUGGGUUUUUAGUCUUCUGUCUGGUAGGAGACUACGGGUGGUGGAUUAGGCGGCGGAGGGGACUGGGGAGUGAUUGAGAAGACGGGAGAUGGAGGUGGUUAGGGUUCACCUUGGUGGUGGUGCGAGGUCGUUUUGGGAUGUUAGGGAGAGGGCUCGGUUAGUCGGGUAACCAAUGGUUUUCACCGUCGGUUACUCGGCUAGCCAAGCCCUCUCGUUCGCCGUCGGUUAUUUGAUAACCGCCUAUUAUCGGUUUUAACCGAUGCUUAACCGGCAACCGAUAACCGAUUUGUCAGCUCUAGUUCAACCUGUACCAAUCAUGAAAUUGAUAUGACACUACCGGUAUGAACAACAUGAUCGACUUACGAAUUCUAAACAAAAUGACCUCAUUUUAGUGGAUUGAAUUAAUAAAAAUUCAUUUAUUUAUUAAUUUCAUGAAUUUAAAGGAUAAAAGUUGAUGUUAUUUGUUGGAUUGUAAGUAAAGGGUAAAAGUUUAU